GAGAAAGUCAAGCACCCACAAAACUUAACUUCGUUUUAAUCUUGGUUAUAGCGAGUGAACUGUACCUUCUUCCCUUCUCUCUGCCUCUCCCUUCUAGGAUGUCAAUGGCUUCGUUGCUUCGAAUAAUACCAUCCCCUCUCAUUCUCCUUCUAAUCUCCAUCACGAUUUCGGCCUCCGAAUCACAUCCGAUGCAAGGGAUUUGUUCGGUGGAGUGCGACACAGAGCUCACUUCUUCUUCGGGAAAGAUUCUUAUAAAGCAAGGAACUGUGGUCAACGCUCAUCACAAGGUUCUAGCGGAUGUUUACAUAGAGGACGGGAUCAUCGUCUCUGUUCGCCCUAACAUUGCGGUUGGUGAUGAUGUGAAAGUUAUUGAUGCUACUGGGAAGUAUGUCAUGCCAGGUGGAAUUGAUCCGCACACGCACUUGGAGAUGGAUUUCAUGGGAACUGGGACGAUAGAUGAUUUUUACACUGGUCAAGCUGCUGCACUGGCGGGGGGAACAACAAUGCAUAUUGACUUUGUUAUUCCAAUUAAUGGGAAUCUAUCUGCUGGUUUUGCAUCUUACGUGCACAAAGCCAAAAAGUCUGUCAUGGAUUAUGGUUUCCAUAUGGCCAUAACCAAGUGGGAUGAAGCAGUUUCAAAGGAAAUGGAACUCAUGGUCAAAGAAAAUGGGAUCAAUUCUUUCAAAUUCUUUAUGGCAUACAAAGGAGCAUUGAUGAUCAAUGACGAGCUUUUACUUCAUGGUCUUGAAAAGUGCAAGUCUCUAGGUGCGCUAGCCAUGGUCCAUGCAGAAAAUGGAGAUGCUGUUGCUGAAGGGCAGAAGAGGAUCUUUGAUCUCGGAAUAACUGGUCCAGAGGGGCAUGCACUUUCAAGGCCUCCUGUGUUGGAAGGUGAAGCAACUGCCAGGGCAAUUCGGUUGGCUAGCUUUAUUAAUGCACCACUGUAUGUUGUUCAUGUGAUGAGCAUCGAUGCCAUGGAGGAAAUUGCCAAAGCUAGAAAAUCAGGUCAAAGGGUUAUUGGUGAACCUGUAGUUUCUGGUUUGACCCUUGAUGAAUCAGGGCUUUGGGACUCCGACUUCACAACUGCUGCAAAAUAUGUUAUGAGUCCUCCAAUAAGGAGAACAGGACAUGACAAAGCCCUCCAGGAUGCACUUGCUACAGGAAUUUUGCAGCUUGUCGGAACUGAUCAUUGCACAUUCAACUCAACACAAAAGGCAUUUGGGUAUGGGGACUUUAGAAAAAUUCCGAAUGGCGUUAAUGGUAUAGAGGAAAGGAUGCAUCUUGUCUGGGAGACAAUGGUGGAGUCUGGGAAAAUAUCUGUAACAGAUUAUGUGCGUAUAACAAGCACUGAAUGUGCUAAAAUAUUCAACAUAUAUCCUAGAAAGGGAGCAAUUCUAGAAGGUUCUGAUGCUGAUAUAAUUGUACUCAAUCCUAAUGCAAGCUUCAGAAUAUCUGCUAUUUCUCACCAUUCUAGAUCUGAUACUAAUGUGUAUGAGGGGAAAACUGGGAAGGGCAAAGUGGAGGUGACAAUUUCAGGAGGAAGAGUGGUCUGGGAAGAGGGAAAUCUGAAGAUAACUUCAGGUUCCGGGAAGUACAUAAAAAUGCCACCUUUUAGUUAUCUAUUUGAUGGCAUUGACAAGGCAGAUGCUGCUUAUCUAGCUUCUCUUCGUUCUCCAGUUCAUAGAACAGGAGCAGCUUACUGAGAACAGCAGCCUUGAAUGAGAUUUAGGUUUUGUUUGAGACGGCAUUUUUAUUGCUUUUAAAUCAAAUUUCUAGCACAAAAAAUAUAUUUUUUAUAUAAAAAGCUGCUUGUAAAAAAACAGUCCCAAACGAAGCUUUAUAUGAGUAUAAUUCAUAAAAGCUUUUAAUUACAUAACUGGUACUUUAUUUUCAAGGAUGUUAACCUUUUAAAGUGCUUCUACUUUGAGGUGGUCUAUGAAGAGAUCAUCAAUUAUCAGUAUAUAUUUGAAGUAUUGUAUAAUUAGCUUUCUUGUACAUAUUCAUUUAUAUGAACAAUAAUAUUGUUUAGGUGAAAGAA
Dendrobium catenatum is the source of this 2035-nucleotide messenger RNA. RefSeq names its product dihydropyrimidinase-like. Gene Ontology annotation, molecular function: dihydropyrimidinase activity. NCBI's taxonomy places the organism in Eukaryota, Viridiplantae, Streptophyta, Magnoliopsida, Asparagales, Orchidaceae. The record is from RefSeq and is a predicted model, not a curated record. Gene Ontology annotation, cellular component: cytosol; cytoplasm. Gene Ontology annotation, biological process: pyrimidine nucleobase catabolic process. The coding region runs from base 99 to 1700 and encodes 533 amino acids. The transcript has 13 exons.